ACGACCCACACGCCCGCAACCACAUCUUGCACGCGACACGCGAAACUUUCGCACACGCCGCCAAAGUGUUCGCAUCAAUCUUCCGAAGGGCCUCCUCCCCCCGCAACCUAUCCUUAUUCUCGGUCCCCAUCGCUGCCGCGGCAUCGCAUAAUCAGCGCGUCUCACCUGUAGCGGGGCUUUCGACUGCUUCAACCUUUGCAAAAGUACAGUCGCGAAACAUGCAUUCAAAACUAGUCAUCAUUGGCUCGGGGCCAGCAGGCCACACCGCAGCUAUUUAUGCCGCACGAGCGGAUCUGAACCCCGUCAUGUACGAGGGAUUCAUGGCUCUCGGUAUCGCCGCAGGUGGUCAAUUGACCACAACAGACGAAGUCGAGAACUUCCCCGGUUUCGUCAAGAUCGGAGGCGGCAAGCUCAUGGAGCAAAUGCGCGAACAAUCCGAAGCCUGCGGCACCGAAAUCAUCUCCCAGACCGUCGCGAAGGUUGACCUGAAAGCGCGCCCCUUCAAGUACUGGUUACACCCCAUGGGCGACGAGGAGGAGAUCGAGGAGGAGAUACACACUGCUGAUGCUUUGAUCAUCGCGACCGGCGCAAAGGCCAGGAGAUUAGAUCUCAAGGGUGAAGACAAGUACUGGGGCAACGGUGUAUCCGCAUGCGCUGUAUGCGACGGCUCCCUUCCCAUGUUCCGCGACCAGCCAUUGGUCGUCAUCGGAGGUGGUGACUCAGCAGUAGAGGAGGCUCUAUACCUCACGAAGAAGGCGUCAAAGGUUACCGUACUCGUACGAAGAGACCAGCUCCGCGCGAGCCGAACGAAUGCCCGCCGGUUGACAACGCACCCUAAGAUCGAGAUCAUGUACAACACCAGCGCAAGCGAGAUCAAGGGCGAGGACAAGAAGAACGGUCUGAUGACACAACUAGUGGUCAAAAACAACGUCACAAAGGAAGAGCAGACCCUCGACGCAAAGGGUCUCUUCUACGCCGUCGGACAUGACCCCGCCACCGAGCUGUUCAAGGGACAGCUCGACAUGGACGAGGACGGCUACCUGAUCACCAAGCCCGGAGAGGGUCUCACAAGCGUUGAGGGUGUCUUCGCGGCCGGUGACGUCCAAGACAAGCGGUACCGCCAGGCCAUCACCAGUGCAGGAUCUGGCUGCGUUGCCGCCCUUGAGGCAGAGAAGUGGCUCGCUGAGCAAGACGACAGCGUAGGCAACGAGCUCGAGACAGAGAACCAGGCCGAGAAGUCGCAAACAAACGGCGUCGUUCCUGAGUACCGCUCCAACCCUCUGCUAUAGACGAAACACGCACCACAACCAUUACUAUCACAAACUUGGACCAUGUUGGGCCAUUUCUGGAAUACCUCGCAUGAAAGGAUAUGGGCGUCUCAUUGUUUAGCGCAUAUAUGGAAGGCACGGGCACCAUGUAUAGACCUUCGGCAAAAGGCGGUGCAUUUGGCAUAGAAUCUUGAGCGGUCGAUUUAGGGUUUUAUAUAGAGC
Alternaria rosae is the source of this 1490-nucleotide messenger RNA. RefSeq lists its product as uncharacterized. Gene Ontology annotation, molecular function: thioredoxin-disulfide reductase (NADPH) activity. The record is from RefSeq and is a predicted model, not a curated record. NCBI's taxonomy places the organism in Eukaryota, Fungi, Ascomycota, Dothideomycetes, Pleosporales, Pleosporaceae. The transcript is spliced from 5 exons. Gene Ontology annotation, cellular component: cytoplasm. Gene Ontology annotation, biological process: removal of superoxide radicals. Bases 219 to 1289 code for a protein of 356 amino acids.